CUCCCAGUUCCCGGCAUGCCCCGCUCCGCUCCCGCGCACCGCGGCCACCUCGGCGCCCAUUGGCCGGCGCGGGGGGCGGGGCCGCGGCGGAUUGGCUGGGCGGCGCGGGGGCGGGGCCGGCGGGCGCGGGCGCGGGAGCGGAGCCGGCUCGGGCAGUGCCGGGGUUUCGCCAUGAGCUGCGGGCCGGUGUCGGCGGCCGGCGGGGCCGGGUCCCCCGGCAAGGCGCGCGGGCAGAUCCAGGUGAUCUUCGGGCCGAUGUUCUCCGGGAAGAGCACGGAGCUGAUGCGCCGCGUGCGCCGGUUCCAGCUGGCGCAGCACCGCUGCCUCCUGGUGAAGUACGCCAAGGACACGCGCUACGGCCUGGGCGGGGUGUGCACGCACGACCGGAACACCAUGGAGGCGCUCGCGGCCUGCUGCCUCAAAGACGUGUACCAGGAGGCGCUCGGCUCGGCGGUGAUCGGCAUCGACGAAGGCCAGUUCUUCCCAGACAUCGUGGAGUUUUGCGAGGCAAUGGCCAACGCUGGGAAGACUGUAAUUGUCGCUGCUCUGGAUGGCACCUUCCAGAGGAAGGCGUUUGGGAGCAUCCUGAACCUGGUCCCCUUGGCAGAGAGCGUGGUGAAGCUGAACGCCGUGUGCAUGGAGUGUUACCAGGAAGCCUCGUACACCAAGAGGCUGGGAGCAGAGAGAGAGGUUGAAGUGAUCGGGGGGGCGGACAAGUAUCACUCUGUCUGCCGCCUCUGUUACUUCCGGAAGCGCCGCCAGCCGAGCGGGCCCGAGAACAAGGAGAACCUGCCCAUGGGGGUCAAGCAGCUGGAAGCCGCUGUCUCUCGCAAGGUGUUUGCUUCGUGACAUGACUGAUCCUGUGGCAGAGCCAGCAGGCUGAGCAGGGGAGGCUAGGGGCUGUGCUGCCAGGCUACUAUAGCGCUGGCUUCCCCUGCUCUCAGCACUGCCGCAGGGUCUCCCAAACCUAACUGCCGCUUACCUGCACCGCACUGCCAAACCGCAUGGGGCCCUGGGGGUGGACAAGAGGGAAGGGAUGGAAAGGUGGGGGCAAGCCAGAACAGCAGGGAGGCCUUUUGGCAGGGGUAGGUGCAAGGAUUUGGAGGCAGCGGCUGACCCUGCUGGCCUCUAGCUCCUGUCCAGUCCAGCCCUGCCUGCUGGGAGCCCGGAGUCCCUGCCAUGGGGUCACAGAUCCUCACGAUAAUCAGCCUGCAGCACUUCUGCCUCUUGCCUGUGUUCUCGCAGCCUGGCCCUGUUCCUAGCCAGCCCUGGCGGGGGGGCAUGCUGGCUAGUCUUCCAGCCUUAACCCUAACGCUUGUCCUUCCACCUGAACAUCAGGUUCCCUUUAAACACUGCCUAAGCAGCUGUCAGUCUCUGCACCAACAAGCCCUGAGGCUCUUCCCUUUCCCCUCACUGUCACAUUCCAGGGGUCCUGCUUACAGCCAUUUCUCCCAGCCGAGUCCAGCGAGCCCUGCACUUCACAGCAGGUCUGAACAUGUUUUUCCUCAUGCUGCGCUCGUUCCUCUUGAGGAAUGCAAAGUUUCAGGCUUGGCUUUUUAUUGUUAGUAACUUAGCAGGAGCAGAGCCCUGGCCCUGUCAUCUCAGGCUGGGAAACAAAGCCUGUCCUUGGGGGGCAAGCAGGGUUCUGCGCUAGACUGCAGAAAGCUGCCCUGGGUGUAGUGGUGCUGGCAGAGGUGCUAAUGGGCUGUGUCUGAUCAAGUGAAGGCCAGUCUUGCCAGGCUGCUUCACAUAGACCCAGGUGCCUUAGGACCUGAGCCUGCACAUUGGCCUGUGGCCACAAGGGAGCGUGGGUCCGUGCUGGUGUUGGCCUUGCAGGGCUUCUCCAGUAACAGCACUGGUCCUUCCCUCUCUCCACACUAGCGUUAGGCUUCCCCAGGGCUGAGAGACUAACCCAGGAGUUACAGCUCCUCUGGCUUCAGCAUCUGUUGCUUGUAGGACCUGGCCUUCUCUCAUUUCCUUGCCUGCUGGACCUUAUACAAGUAUCUUGGGCCUGUUGCUUCCCUACUCAGAGGCGAUGAAGAAAAGGGUGGCUGGCCUGACUGACUGGCCCAGCGUCCUCAGGUAGCCAGGGUUUUGCAGGCUGGGCUCACUGCUGUGGGCAGAGACCUGAGAGUAAGCCUUGCUGCAUCCCAGGAAGCUCUAACCCACGAGCAGUUCCUGUCCUGCCCUGGGAGCAGAGGCUGCUGCUUUCAAGCCUGUACCAGAAUGCCCUGCAGGGCAGUGUUUCUGCUGCCAACGCUGCACUUUUUCAAACCAACCCCACCCCAGAGGCAUGGAGAUAACUCGAAAGAUGCUUGUGACAGGAAGCCUGCAACUGCCCCCUUCUGCUUGCUGUCCUGGUGACACCCGGCUCUUCCCUUGCUGGUGGCAGCUGGCCAGGGAAGGCGGAGGUGCCUGUGGCAUUGCCACAGUUUUAGAUUAAUAAAUAACUUAUGAAACAGA
Molecule: messenger RNA, 2463 nt
Organism: Alligator mississippiensis (American alligator)
Lineage: Eukaryota; Metazoa; Chordata; Crocodylia; Alligatoridae
Gene: TK1
Product: thymidine kinase 1
Exons: 7
Coding region: 16-849 (277 amino acids)
Biological process (GO): thymidine metabolic process
Molecular function (GO): thymidine kinase activity; ATP binding
Source: RefSeq, a predicted model, not a curated record